GACGGGGCGCUUUCAGUCUUCGUCAUUAUUUAUCCUACAUAAUACCUAAUAAACACCCAUUCUCAUCUGAUUCUACUCUCCUUUCAUAACUCCUCGGCUACGGGCCUACCUUUUGUAGGACAUGGCUAUUCUCAAUAGCUUCUUGAUAAGAUGUUAUUAAAUCUACGGAUCUAGAGAAAGACACAACCAAGUUUAUCCUGUGUUACACCGUAUACGAUGAUGAUGCUAAUGCUUUCUCUGCUGCUGUUGUAUGCGGUCGCUGCGUCUGCAUUCGGGCCUCUUCUCAAAGGGAGCCAGUAUCCCGUCCAGCAGCAUACUGAUGCUUCAGCUCCUGACCACAUCUCACCCAACCUCUUCGCAUCUCUCGAGCGCUUCUCCCGCCUAGUCGACAUCACCUACUGCGUUGGGACUACCGGCAUCGCUCCGCCCUUUUCAUGUGUAUCUCGAUGCGAUGACUUCCCGACACUUGACCUAGUCACAACAUGGAACACGGGUGCUUUGAUGAGCGACAGCUGUGGAUAUAUUGCUGUUGACCAUGGGACAGCCUCGAAAUCAGAUAUACAUAACGGAAGUGUUAAUAGCAGAGGCCACACGAUGGAGAGCAAGAGCCAAGAAGCAAUUAUUGUCGCAUUUCGUGGUACAUAUAGCAUCACCAAUACCGUCAUCGACCUAAGCACUAUACCACAAGAGUAUGUCCCGUAUCCUUCACCCGAUCAAGAUGAAUCCGAAGCGCCCAAGGAGCCGAAAUAUACCUGCCACAAUUGCACGGUUCAUAUGGGCUUCUUGACGUCAUGGAAAAUAGCUAGAACUGUUGUUCUGCCGGCACUCGAGCCACUACGCGAACGGUACCCCGACUAUCCGAUUUUCCUCGUCGGCCAUAGUUUAGGUGGUGCUGUUGCUGCUCUCGCGGCCUUGGAACUGAAAGUCAUUUCUGGUUGGGAUAAGAUGGCCGUGACGACUUUCGGUGAGCCUCGAGUUGGGAAUGAUGGGUUUGUUGAGUAUCUCAAUUCGGCUUUCGAACUUGGCGGUGUAGAGAAGCCAAUUGAGGCGCAAACGUAUCGGCGCGUGACGCACGUGGAUGACCCCGUGCCAUUGCUUCCACUUUCGGAGUGGGGAUACAGAUCUCACGCCGGCGAAUUCUUCAUCUCCAAAUCCGGCCUACCCCCCGAGCCGUCGGAUAUUCGGCCGUGUAUUGGGAAUUCCGAUGCGCGGUGCAUCGCUGGCUCAGCUGGAGAAUCCCUUCGAAGGACCGGCCGGAUCCUUGCUGAGAAACAGGCGCAAAAUACACCCGUAUGGACUGGAGGGUUAUGGGAUAUUCCAUCCCGGUUCAAAUUGUGGCAGUUAUUCUUCGCGCAUCGAGACUACUUCUGGAGACUAGGGUUAUGCGUACCAGGGGGGGAUCCCAUUGACUGGGGCCGGGACAAGUAUCCCAACUAUACUAAUGGUGAUGAGCUAUGAGUCCAUACGAUGCCUAGUGUGAACAUAGGGUGUCCUUAAGGCAUUAUGAUUUCCUAUUCCUCUAAGCUGGUUGAAGAGGAGAGAUAUAAUUUGACAAUGUGAACAGAGUACCUUCACAGAACCUUGGAGAUAAUGCCUAAUUAUAUGUUUGUAUACUACUUAAAAGUUGUAGAUGAUCUAGGUUGAUAUAAGAUAUCAUUCAGUAUGA
Annulohypoxylon truncatum is the source of this 1666-nucleotide messenger RNA. RefSeq names its product alpha/beta-hydrolase. Lineage: Eukaryota; Fungi; Ascomycota; Sordariomycetes; Xylariales; Hypoxylaceae. Gene Ontology annotation, biological process: lipid metabolic process. Bases 217 to 1458 code for a protein of 413 amino acids. The transcript has a single exon. The record is from RefSeq and is a predicted model, not a curated record.